AUGCCUGUCCGCCACCCCUGUCCCUGUCCUUUACCUCCGCCCUGCCCCGCUGCCCAGGCCUUCCGUACCCACCUGGUAGGGAGAACAAAUGGCUCCUUCUACGAGAUCUUGCAAGUGGACUUUGGAGUUGACAACAGCAGUGGCCUGUCUGGCGCCCAGCAGAUCACCUGGCAGGUGGAGUACCCUGUGGAGGACGCCCCGAGGGAGCUGGUCAUCUCCGAGAUCUUUGUCAGCCAGACCUCCUUUGUGGGCAUUGUCCCACUUGCAAUGGACUCGGAAGUUCUGAACAUGGCCAUUCCCACUGGAAAGGCUGUUUCAGGUCCCAUCAAGACGGUGGUGGUUCAGGAGGAUGGUUUGGUGGUGGACGUGUCAGAGGCUAUGAAAUGCAGGUCUGCGGAUGAAGACGUCAUCAAGGACUUCGGGCUGGGACUCCAGCUGCAAACGGAGGUCGAAUGGCAUGUGCCCUACCCUGAAUGUCUCCACGUGCUGACCCCUGGGGGAGAAGUAAGGAGUGGCUUGUCAAGGUCAUGUGUAGGCAGCGGCUGA
Rangifer tarandus platyrhynchus (Svalbard reindeer) is the source of this 546-nucleotide messenger RNA. The record is from the annotation of a GenBank genome assembly. NCBI's taxonomy places the organism in Eukaryota, Metazoa, Chordata, Mammalia, Artiodactyla, Cervidae.